CAGUACAAUAUAUACUACUACUUACAAAGCUAGCAAGUUGUCUGCCUUGAUCAAAUCCCCCAUAGCAAUAGCAGUUUGUUGAGCUAGCUAACACAAAUCUACUAUUGUCUGACUUGUUACUCUUUGUUCAAGGAGCUGUCUUGCCCACCUACCCUACACAAAUCGCUAGCUGGAGCCUUUCUGCUGCUUCCUCUCCACCACUACUCCGGCAAGGCAAGGCGAGGCGGCCGGCGGAGUGUCUGUGGAGAGAUGGAGGUGGCUCUCGGCUCGGCGGCCUCGCUCCUCGGCAAGGUGUUGAGGACGCUGUCCGACAGCCUGGUGGCGGUUUACGUGGACAGCCUUCAGCUCGGCCACAACUCCGAGCAGAUCAAGGACAAGCUGCUGCACGCGCAAGGCCUCCUGCACAACGCCCAGGGGAGCCAUGUCUGCCACAGCCCUGGCCUGCAGGGGUUGCUGGAGAAGUUGAGCAGGGACGCCGACCAGGCAGAGGACCUGCUGGAUGAGCUCCACUACUUCCAGAUCCAUGACAGGCUACACGGCACCCACUACGCCACCACCCAAGAGGCCGGCGUUGAUGGCCUCAGGCAUCAAGCUCUCCAUGCCGGUACUGCUCUUCGCCACACCUUAGUCCGGUUCUUUUAUUCCUCGCGUACACCCAAGACCAAGAGGGAUGGUAGUGAUGAUGAUGCUGCUGUUGUCGGCCGCGUCACCAAAAAAUCCAAAACCAACUCUGCUAGUGCUAGUGCUAGUGCUAGUGCUGAUGGUGAUGAUAUGCUGCAUUUCGACAGAGUGUCCAUGUCCAGCAAGAUCAAGUCCCUGUUACAGGGCAUGCAGUCCCACUGUGAUUCGGUCUCCAAUUUGCUCGGCAUCGGCAGUAUCCCAAGCAACGGCACCGCAUUGUCAGUCGUCCUACAUCGGCCUCAGACUGCUUCCAUGAUUAUACAAGACACAUUGUAUGGCAGGAGAGACGUUUUUGAGGAAACUGUCAAUCGUAUCACCACUCUUACCGGUACCGCACAGACUGAGACUGUUUCUGUUCUUCCUAUAGUUGGUCCAGGGGGGAUUGGCAAGACAACUUUAGCCCAACAUCUUUAUAAUGAUGGCAGGACUAAAAAGCACUUUGAUGUUCCAGUCUGGGUAUGCGUAUCGACUGAUUUCGAUGUGCUUAAGCUCACCAGGGAGAUCCUUGCCUGCAUAACUGCAACUGAAGAAGGAGGAAGGGGCAGUGCUGCAAAUGAAACAACCAAUUUAGACCAGCUUCAGAAAUCCAUUGUGCGCCGUAUCAAGUCCAAGAGGUUUCUGAUUGUCUUGGAUGAUAUAUGGAGAUGUGACGGUGAGGAUCAGUGGAAGACCCUGCUAGCUCCGUUCACAAAGGGGGAAGCCAAAGGAAGCAUGGUACUUGUCACAACUCGAUUCCCAAAGGUAGCAGACAUGGUGAAAACAGUUGAUCCACUAGAGCUGCGAGGUUUGGAGUCUAAUGACUUCUUCACAUUCUUUGAAGCAUGUAUAUUUGGUGAAGACGACAAGCCUGAGCAUUACGAAGAUGAGUUUGCUGGUAUUGCACGAAAAAUUGCAAACAAGCUAAAGGGUUCCCCACUCGCAGCCAAAACAGUUGGUAGACUAUUGCACAAGCACCUUUCUCAGGAACAUUGGAAUGGAGUUCUUGAAAAGCAUCAGUGGCUAAAGCAGCAAGAAAAUGAUGAUAUCAUGCAAUCUUUAAAGAUUAGCUACGAUUACCUCCCAUUUGAUCUGAAGAAAUGCUUUUCCUAUUGUGGCCUUUUCCCUGAAGAUCAUAGGUUUACUUCUUCAGAAAUCAAUCAUUUCUGGGUUGCAACAGGCAUCAUAGACUCUAAUCACCAAGCCGAUAGGAAUUACUUGGAAGAACUAGUGGACAAUGGUUUUCUCAUGAAGGAAUUAGAUGAUUACGUUGGUGGAUACUGCUAUGUAAUGCAUGAUUUAAUGCAUGAGCUAUCUAAGAGUGUUUCUGCACAGGAAUGCCACAAUAUAAGUGGCUUUGGUUUCAGAGCUGACGCCAUCUCGCAAUCUGUUCGGCACUUAUCUAUCAACAUAGAAGACAUAUAUGACGCAAAUUUUGAGAAAGAAAUGUGUAAACUAAGGGAGAGGAUAGAUAUUGCUAAUCUGCGGACUUUGAUGAUUUUUAGAGAGUAUGAAGAAGAAAGAAUCGCCAAGAUUUUGAAAGAUAACUUCAAGGAAAUAAAUAGUCUGCGUGUCCUAUUUAUAGUGGUGAAGUCUGCACAAUCUUUUCCGGAUAGGUUUCCAAAACUUAUCCACCUCCAAUACCUCAAAAUUAGUUCAUCUCUCGAUGGUGACAGGGAAAUGAGGUUACCUAGCACAUUACCAAGAUUUUAUCACUUGAAAUUCUUGGACCUAUAUGAUUGGAAUGGUCGUUCUGAUUUGCCUGAAGACUUUAGCCACCUUGAGAAUUUACAUGAUUUCCAUGCUCGAAGUCAUCUCCACUCCAACAUUCGCAAUGUGGGAAAGAUGAAACAUCUGCAGGAGCUAAAAGAAUUCCAUGUUAAAAAGGAGAGCAUGGGAUUUGAACUAACAGAACUUGGGGCAUUGGCAGAGCUUGAAGGACGACUGGUUAUACGUAGUCUUGAUCAAGUGGCAACCAAGGAGGAAGCUACUGCAGCCAAACUGAUGUUGAAAAGGAAUCUGAAGGAGCUGGAAUUACUCUGGGGAAGGGAUGGACCAACUACAGAUGUUGAUAUUCUUGCAAGCUACUUGACCCAAACAGAGCUGGAAUUAGUGUGGGGUAGAGAUGUUCAAACUGCAGAUGCUGAUAUUCUUGAUGCUCUUCAACCACACUCUAAUCUUAGAGUACUUACAAUUGCAAAUCAAGGUGGUACUGUUGGUCCUAGUUGGUUGUGUCUUGACAUCUGGUUAACUAGUUUAGAGAGACUCACUAUAGAAGGCGUAUGUUGGAGCACCCUCCCACCUUUUGGGAAGCUACCAAAUCUCAAGGUACUCAAUUUGAAGAAAAUUUCUGGAAUGAAUCAGUUUGGGCUGCGAUGUGGUGGCGCUCCAGGGAAAUGUUCUAUGCGCUUGAAGACAGUCGAGUUUUAUGAUAUACCACAACUUGCUGAGUGGGUUGUGGAACCUAAUUGCCAUUCCUUUCCAAGUCUUGAAACAAUCGAAUGCAUCGGUUGUCCCAAUCUCUAUGUGAUGCCCUUGUCGGAGGUAUCUUGCACCAAUUUGCGCACACUUCGAAUUGUCAGGUGCCCCAAGAUGUCUCUGCCCUCCAUGCCUCACACCUCCACACUGACAGAUUUGAAUGUUGAAAGAGGUGGAAGACGUUAUUCAGAAACAUUGUUGUCUUAUGAUGGAAACAGAUUGGUUGUUACAGGGUAUGGCGGUGCUUUGGCCUACCACAAUCUGGAUAAAGUAGAAUAUAUGGCUAUUGAAAAUGUAUCGCACAUAUCAUUGACAGACAUCAAAAAGCUUAAAUCCUUAACAGAACUAAGUGUCGGAAGAUGCGACGAUUUGUUCCCUGAAGAGCUGGAUGGCAGUAUUGUCUUCCAUUCAGUUAAGAGUCUCGAAUUAGACGUAUCUCAUCUUACCAGCAGCAAAUCAUCAUCGUCGAAAGUGUUAAACUGUUUCCCAGCUCUUUCUGUGUUGGUGAUAGUUGGCUAUGAGGAAUGUGUAAUGCAGUUCCCAUCAUCCACCUCACUGCAGAAACUUACCUUCUCAAGGUGUAAGGGCCUAGUUCUUGUGCCUGUGGAGAAUGGAGGAGGAAUUCAGGAGGACAAGUCAUUGCUCCAAUCAUUAACCAUAGUCAGCUGUGGCGAAUUGUUCUGUCGGUGGCCAAUGAGAGAAUCAGAGACCAUUUGCCCUUUCCCUGCUUCCCUGAGGGAACUUGAUGUUCGUGAAGAGCCAAGCAUGAAGUCAAUGGCUCUGCUCUCAAACCUCACGUCUCUCACCACUCUAAGCCUAAAAGACUGCUGUAAUCUAACAGUGGACGGAUUCAAUCCUCUCGUCGCAGUCAACCUCAUGGAACUGGAUGUGCGUAUGUGCAAAACCUUAGCAGCAGAUAUGCUCUCAGAGGUGGCCAAAUUAUUGCCUGCAGGUUACAUCUCUAGACUAGAGAAACUCACGGUGGAUGACAUCUGUGGAUUGCUUGUUGCUCCUAUUUGCAACCUCCUCGCCCCGGCCCUCCACACACUUAUAUUCGAGAAAGACAAUGAGAGGAUGGAAGGCUUGACGGAAGAGCAAGAGAAAGCGCUACAGCUCCUCACCUCCCUCCACAACCUAGGAUUUUGGUGGUGCGACGGUCUGCAGUCCCUUCCUCAAGGGUUACAUCGCCUCUCUUCUCUCAAGGAGUUACGUGUCUUUGGGUGUGAAGAAAUCCGAUCGAUGCCCAAUGAGGGCCUCCCCGUUUCGCUGAGAGAACUCCAGAUGAAUUGUCGCAGCGCUGAGGUAAAGGAGCAAAUUGAGAAAAUCAAAAGAGCCAACCCAGAUUUAUACGUCUAUUGAAGCUGACAUAUUUGCAAGAUUGAUAUUUCGCAAGUGGUCAAGUGGAAGCAGAUACAACCAACCGACUCUUCAUUCUGCAACGCAAUGCUAGCUGUUAACUCUUCAUUCUGCUAGAUGAUCGAUAUUUCUCUGCAACUCAAGUCUGCCGGUUAUGGCUUCUAUUCCCUAUGUGAAUGUGAAAUAAAAAAGGACUCAUUUGAUACCCAUCAAGAAGAAGACUUUAGUCGUAGCUGCAAAGUAUUUUUGACACCAGAACUGAGGGUGGAAUUAUCAGGCUUGUGCUAUUUUUUCGCAUGAACAUGCCAAUUUAACUGCUGGCAUCAGUGGCAGCGAGGAGGAGGUUGAUGUAUAAAAGCAGCUCUCUGAUGUUCUCCGCAGAGAGGGCUUGUCUUGGUGGUGCCGAAUGGACUGAAGCAAUGAGGAUUAUCAACCUAUGAAUGAUUGGGUGUAGAAGCUGAUUCAGAGCAAACAAAAGAAACAAAUAGAAGUGAAGCAAUUGUCUGUCGUCUUGAUAUGCUGAAGAGAAGAAUAUCAUAUCAACGUAAGUGAUGGCUCGCACUGGGGAUGUCCUUGGUUCCUUCCUUUAAAGAAGUGGGCUUUGUGGAUGCAGCAGCGAAGAGAACAGAGCAGAGCAGAGCAUUCCAACAAGGGACAUCCAAAGGGUGCGAGGUGGUUAUUGGGAUUCAGCUUCAGCCUCGCUCGCACGACUUGACAAGAAUUUUUUGUGUAUUCGCCUCUGUAAAUUAAAUUGGUACGGUAGAAUUGUGUUUUUUUUUCAGAAUUGCCUCGGACGAACUGAUCGAUGAUGCCAAUGUUGUUGGGUGUAACUUGAGCCAGCUAGCAGCCGACAGAUAGCCCAACCAUUUUUUGAUAUUUGGAGUCGCCCAACCAUAUUUUAAUCUUUUUCCUUGAACGAAGGAGUGAUGCUGCACUCUUAACCAAUUUACAAAUACGUCUGUUCUGAAUAUAUCCCAUCCCCUUGCAACUUGAGUCAGCCUUCAAGCAGCCACGCCUUUCGCUGUCAGUGUUUGUUAAUACUAAUACAGGGGUUGUGUUGGCUUUUGAUUAUUACAGUUUCAGGCUUUUAGCUCAGGGGUGAAGAAAUCGAACUAUUUGUCAUCACAUUCUGAUUGUCAGUGUUUGCGGAGAGCUUCCUGUCCUACCAAUCUUCUGAAGUUUCAAGAACCUUCUUCAUGUUCUGCAUCAAAAAUGAAAUAAAACGGUUGGAGAAUUAGCCAAAAAAUCCAAAUAAUUGUGGUUCUGCUUUAAGCAUGGUUGUGAAGCAGGCACGUCAGAUUAUCUGGGUCUGAUUGCCGCCGGCCAGAUGAGACAUAGUAGUAGUUGUAGCUAACCAAAUACAAUACUGCAAUCUAGCAAGUUUUCUGGCUUAAUCAAAUCUGCCACUUGCUGAAAAAAAAUUAGAGCUAGCUAACACAGAGCACCUUCUCUCCUGGUUGGAUGGGCUCAAGCAACUCUCUGCUUCUUAAUUCCUUGAGGUUUAUCUGUACUUGUUCCGCGUGGUUACCUACCGCUGGAGGCUAUAUUGGUUGAAGGAGCUGUCUUGCCCACCUACCCUACACUAAAACACAAAACUCGCAAAACCAAGGGGAAAAACAAAAAUCACAUCCUGUAUGUGUCUAGUCAAGACUGUCUCCCUAUGCCUACCUCGCUGCACUCUUACAUUUCACAAACACAGCAAUAUUCUCAUUGAGGAGAGCAAUAGCUUUGCUGGGGUCUGGGGAGCCAUGAGCGUGCUCGGGGCGGUGAUUGCGGGUGCCGUCGGGAAACAAAUCGUCACCAAGCUCGGUAAAUAUGCUGCGUCGGAGAUCACUCUGCAGUGGAGGUACAGAGAGGAUGUCUUGGACCUGGGGGAAAAGAUGAAAGAUCUGGAGGCUGUGUUGCUUGAUGCCGACGACAAGUCGCGUCAAAUAGGAGAAGGUGGACGACUAUAUCAGCAGUGGCUUACAAAAUUUAAGCACGUUUCAUACGACGUCGAGGACAUGAUUGAUGAGUUGGAAGCUAAUGAGCUCAUCAAGAAGAGUCAAUCGAAGGUCAACUUAUGGUUUUCCAGAAACAAUCAAGUCCUGCAGAGAAAACCAGCCAGAUAAUGCCCUUCUUCAACAAUUCAAGUCCAUGAACAAUACCUUUCCAUACGCCGAAGAACUGCUAGGAAAUACUGUAUCUAACAAAUUCCCAUUAGGGAAAUAUUUUGCACGCAGUAAACGAGCACAUAGGCUAUCAGGGCUGUCCAACAACCGCCAUGCCUGUUUUGCUAGCAAUGCCUGAUUAAAAGCACGCAUAUCCCUGAAACCCAUGCCUCCCAUUGCUUUGGGUAGUUUCAUUUUCUCCCACCUUAGCCAAGCCAUCUUUUUCUUUCCAUUCUCCACUCCCCAUCAGUACUGUCUCAUCAUCCAUGUUAGAUCAUCACAAACAGAGGCUGGUAAACUUGAACACACUCAUGAUGUAGGUGGGUAAGCUUGAGCAAUCGACUUUAUCAAAAUCUCUUUAUUACCAGAAGAAAGAUAUUGCUCACUCCAAUCAAUUAACUGCUUACCCAACCUUGCCUGAAGUGUUUCAAACUGACCUUUAUGCAUUCUUCCUUAAGGAACCGGUAAACCCAAGUAUUUUGGUUCAAAUACAUGUUGUGUAAUUUCCAACAUAUUUUUCACUUCUUCCACCAUUGCAUCAGGACAAUUAACAGAAAAAAAGGAUGGAACACUUCCCUGGGUUGAUAAGUUGACUUGUUGGCCAGACGCAUGAAAUAACAACAUUGUAUCAUCCGCAAAUAAAAGAUGAGAUAUCACCGGCACGCCCCAACAAAUAGUAACACCCCUCAACUCAUCCUCAGUCACUGAUUUGGAUAUUAGAGCAGAUAAAGCAUCGGCAACAAAUAGGAAUAAAAACGGGGACAAGGGAUCACCUUGACGUAAACCCCUCGACGGAGUAAACGACUGAAGUAAGUUCCCAUUGAACUUCACAGAAUAUUUGACAGAACGCACACAUGCCAUGAUCCAAGAAAUCCACUGCAUAGAAAAGUCCCAUUUAAAUAGAGCCUGCUCCAGAAAACCCCAAUCCACUCGAUCAUAAGCCUUGGACAGAUCAAGCUUGUAAGCACACGUGGCUGGAGAGUUCUGCUUCAAAGCUUGUAUAUGGUGAAUACAUUCAAAGGAAAUGAUAGAAUUGUCAGAAAUAAGCCGCCCUGGGAGAUACCAAAAGUCUUGUUUGCUGGCCUGUUGCGUUGAUUUGGUUUAUAAUUCAAAAAAGAUAACAGACCCGCCAGCCAUCAGCACGUGUGAACUGGACCUCCUAUUUAUCGACCAGCACGAUGGGAAGCGAUGCAAUGCAACCCCCGACGCGCCCUUUUGGGGUGGCCUAUGUACAAUGCGCUGCGGGGUGCCCCAUUUUUCUCAUCCGUUUUGUUUUUUGUUUUUAUUCUUUAAAUCAAAUUCAGAAUUUCA
Molecule: messenger RNA, 7952 nt
Organism: Aegilops tauschii subsp. strangulata
Lineage: Eukaryota; Viridiplantae; Streptophyta; Magnoliopsida; Poales; Poaceae
Source: RefSeq, a predicted model, not a curated record